GUUACAGAGUUCAGGAAAAAGGUGCCACCGUACCGCUACACACUGGCCGUGCCCUGGAAGCUGGCAUCGACCACCGGUGGCCUAUCGCCGUCCAUCACCGGAACAUCGCAGCGCCCGAAGAAGCCAGGAAUCGCCGGAAAGCUGCCGCAACCGAUUCCGGUCUCGGUGCCCGCGGGAGGAUACAGGAGGCCACCGACGCCACCACGGUGGUUCCGGCCACACAACGGAUACACGCAUAACACACCGGGAGUUAGGAAACCACCGCCACUGCCGCCUCCGGGUGUACCACUCCCCGGUGGCUCGUACACGGCCAGUCGGUUGAAGGUGCCAGGAGUUGGUUUUGCCACGAGACAUUAACCGAGCCGGGGGGGCAGACCCCGGUGUUCCAUCGAGUUGUACAUACCGGAGGACGGAUGCGCGAUGCUGCAUAUAGUGCAUCGUAGCCAUUUUACCACUAGACGUAGCGAAUG
Anopheles aquasalis is the source of this 470-nucleotide messenger RNA. RefSeq names its product inverted formin-2-like. Lineage: Eukaryota; Metazoa; Arthropoda; Insecta; Diptera; Culicidae. The record is from RefSeq and is a predicted model, not a curated record.